Molecule: messenger RNA, 1438 nt
Organism: Symsagittifera roscoffensis
Lineage: Eukaryota; Metazoa; Xenacoelomorpha; Acoela; Convolutidae
Exons: 4
Coding region: 442-1059 (205 amino acids)
Source: RefSeq, a predicted model, not a curated record
AAAACUUCAUUUAAAGUUUACAUUAGUGAUGGUUUGAGAGAAAAGCAUUUAAAACCAUAGUUUGCUUAUUUUCGUACGUUUUAUGCUCUGAUUCAAACACGAAAUAAAACCUCUUUGCAUUUAAAGUCAUAGUUUAUAUUUGUUGUGCCAUUACGCGAAUUUAGCCCAAAUACCGCAAAAUUGCAAUUGAUUCAAAACCUCAAACAAACAAAACCCUGGAGUUAUAAAUAGGAUAUUAAAAGUAUUCAGUUUCUAUUUGCUGAAAUUGUUAUACCUGCAAACUCGUCAAACCUUAUCUUUACAAAAAAUCAAAAAUUUGUGAAUCGGAAUUGAUUAUUAACAACGAUCUAAUAAAUAUUUUGGGAAAACAUCCUUUUUAUUAGGCUAGUUUUUGAGGUUUAGUUAAAUAGUUUCAGAACCAAAUAAUAAGUUAUUGUCGCAAUGGCAUCCAACUUGUCGCUUCGAGGCUUCUUUGGUCCUGACAACUUCUUCAUCGUAGGUCUGUUCGUGACUCUGUGUGCUCUGGUGGCUGGUGGCUUCAGCCAGUACAAGGACUGGUUCUCAGUCCGCACCCCAAGGGAGCCCUCGUUCAGUGUGUGGCAUGUAUGCUACAAUGGCAACUGGGGUGUCUGUGUCGACCCAAUGUCCUUGGACAACCAGUACGACUACGGACCCGCGGUCAUUUCUUCUAGAAUAUUCCUGCUGCUGUCAAUCACCACCCUCCUCUUCCUCUCCAUCCUCGCGUCUGGCUCCCUCUGGGGCUCGCCCAAAAUAAACUCGGUCAGCCCUGUCAUCUUCGUCGUCUUGUGCGUACUGGCCCUUGUGUUCCAAACUCUUGGAAACUCCAUCUUCGAAGGGGCAGUUCGACUCCGAGUCACGGGAUACGUCACUCCGUACGGGAUGCCACGAAUUGAUUCGGACUUCGGGUGGGCCGGCUACAGCGCCUGGUUGUCGUUCCUCCUCACAAUCGUCAGCACUGGAAUAUAUGGAAGCUAUUCGUUUUGUGCCCAACGAACCAUGGACGAGAUGGAAAAACUGGGCGACCAUGACGAGGAGUAAAAUCAGGAGAAAUUGACAUGUGAAAUGGUUUCAUGCGAUCAUAUCGCUUCUAUUGUUUCAUCUCAUUGUUUCGAAAAGUUUCAAAAUGGACAAAUGUGAUUAAAUCAACUUGCAAAAUCAAAUUUUCAAGUUUCCGAACUGAUCAUUUUAACAUUUCUACACGUUUUUAUAGCUUUGACCCUUAAUUUUAUGUUCAAAAUUUUAAAAUUUUUGUUUUGUAACUAACUUCUCUAAGUGUACAAUAUGAGCCCUUUUUUAAUCUAUGAGGUUAAUUUUGCCAUCAGUUGAAAUCAUUGAAACAAAUUGACGUUCUUGUUUGUAUAUUUUGGCUGAGUUAAAUUCAUGUUAGCAUCACAAUAAAUUGGAAUUCAAGUCUAUU